Molecule: messenger RNA, 1226 nt
Organism: Sphaerodactylus townsendi
Lineage: Eukaryota; Metazoa; Chordata; Lepidosauria; Squamata; Sphaerodactylidae
Gene: LMO3
Product: LIM domain only 3
Exons: 4
Coding region: 414-851 (145 amino acids)
Biological process (GO): positive regulation of transcription by RNA polymerase II
Cellular component (GO): nucleus
Molecular function (GO): DNA-binding transcription factor binding; transcription coactivator activity
Source: RefSeq, a predicted model, not a curated record
GGGGGGAAGGCGGAAAAGCGAGGCAGGGUUAGACUUAUCUGAUGCGGCUGAAAUUCCAGGUGGGGGAGUAAAAAGGGGACAUGAACCUCCAGUGCAGUUUUUCCUGCUGAACCAAGAUUUGUUUUGCCUUUGUUUUUGUUUUUAAAGGAAAAGGGGAUUUCCCCUCCUAUUUUACCCCCUUUGAAUAUUUUUGCUCUUCUGCUCGAUCUCUCUGGGACUAUACAGAUUCCUGAUCAGUGGGGCAGUGGGGUUGUGUACUCCCCCAAACUGGCAAGCGUCUUUUUUUUAUUGUUACCAUUCUUGUUAGAGUGACAAGCAUCCAAGCUGAAGAUUUUUUUUUAAAAAAAAAACCAAAAACUUUUUGUUGUUGUUUUUUCUGCCGGAGAAGGCUUUUCCUGCACAAAGGUAUACAAAUGCUCUCAGUUCAGCCAGACACCAAGCCGAAAGGUUGUGCUGGCUGCAACCGUAAGAUCAAAGACCGGUAUCUUCUAAAGGCCCUGGACAAAUACUGGCAUGAGGACUGCCUGAAGUGUGCGUGCUGUGACUGCCGAUUAGGAGAGGUGGGCUCGACCUUGUACACCAAAGCCAACCUUAUCCUGUGUCGCAGAGACUACCUGAGGUUAUUUGGCGUGACAGGAAACUGCGCUGCCUGCAGCAAACUCAUCCCUGCUUUUGAAAUGGUGAUGAGAGCCAAGGAAAAUGUUUACCACCUGGACUGCUUUGCAUGUCAACUUUGUAAUCAGAGAUUUUGUGUGGGAGACAAAUUUUUCCUAAAGAACAACAUGAUUCUCUGCCAGACGGACUAUGAGGAGGGUUUAAUGAAAGAAGGUUACGCGCCGCAAGUUCGCUGAUCCGGUUCCACGACGCAAAGAACAUAGAAGCACUACUUUUUCUUUCUUUUUUUGCUCAACAUGUAUACGAAACAAUGGCGGAACCUACUGAAUAGCGUAGAUAUAGAGAGACAGGAGGGUCAUGUGGAAUAGGAGGCGGACUGCAAAUGUAUGUCGUGGAAAUUGCACCCGUUCACAGUUGAAUGUUUAUUAAAAGAUAAUGUACAUACUGCUGGAGUUUUGGGGGUUCUUUUCCUUUUGGCUUGUUGCUUGGGGUUUCGUUUCUUUCCGUUUCCCCCUUUUUGUGUCAUUUGGCAUGAGAUGCUUAUUUCGGACCAAUGUAUAUAAUGUAUUGUAAUAUUCGAAGCACAAAUGUAAUACAGUUUUAUUGUGUUA